GAGGGAACCCAGCCGGAGAGCGCUCUGGGGACGCCUCCUUGUGCUCGCUACGCUUUUAUUUUCUCCUUUGCCCUUGGAGGUUGACGAAGCCCGUCCCACGAACACGCUCCCCACGUCCCCGGGGGCGGAAGAGGCAGCAGCGGGGCCGCUCCCUGCCAGGCUGGGGAGGGAAGGGAAGGGAAAAAAGGAAGAGGGAAGGGAAGGGCAGGGCGGCAGCGACAGGUGCUGCGAGGAUGGCGACGGGGGACGCGGAGCAAGCGCGCUACUGCCAGCGGCUGUCCUACCUCUGCCUCAAGUUCACCCUCAUCGCCUACUCCACCGCCUUCUGGGUGAUCGGAGGCCUUGUCCUUGCAGUUGGGAUUUAUGCAGAAGUUGAAAGACAGAAGUACAAAACUCUGGAAAGUGCCUUCCUAGCCCCAGCAAUUAUUUUAAUACUUCUGGGCGUUAUAAUGUUCGUUGUGUCUUUAGUGGGCGUAGUGGCUUCUCUAAGAGACAAUUUAUGCCUUCUUCAAGCGUUCAUGUACAUCCUUGGUCUCUGUUUGCUGAUUGAGCUGACGGGUGGAGUUGUGGCAUUGAUCUUCAGAAACCAGACAAUCAAAUUUUUGAACGAUAAUAUUAGAAGAGGAAUUGAGAAUUACUACGAUGAUUUGGACUUCAAGAACAUCAUGGAUUCAGUUCAGAAACAGUUUAAGUGUUGCGGUGGGGAGGACUACAGAGACUGGGCAAAAAACGUGUACCACAGCUGUGAGGCACCGGGACCGCUGGCCUGCGGAGUGCCUUACACAUGCUGUGUCACAAACAAGACAGACAUUAUCAACACCAUGUGUGGAUACAAAACAAUUGACCAAGAGCGCCUGAGUGUUCAGCACAUCAUUUACGUCCGAGGGUGCACGAACGCAGUGCUCAUCUGGUUUUUAGACAACUACAGCAUCAUGGCUGGCAUUCUGCUCGGCAUAUUGCUACCCCAGUUCCUCGGGGUGCUGCUGUCUCUGCUUUACAUAACGCGAGUGGAAGACAUCAUCAGCGAACACAAGCUGAGCGAAAAUCUCUUUGAAGAAACGUGGCAGAGAUCCCAGCCCGAGUUUGCUGCCUCGGGCUGCUGCAUGUGCUACCCCGGCUGACGGCAGGAGCCCACCGACCUCUGCUGGGUUGUGCUGGCUUCGUAGCUAUUCCAGACGCUGGGUGUAAUUAAUCAACUCUCACUCCUUUUUGGUAGUUUUGAAACUGCAGUACCAAAAACAGAGCCCGAAUUCUCCCUGCCCCGUGGUCUUAAUAUUUCUACUGCCCCUCUGUGCGUGCGGAGCUAUCGCGAGGCCCCUCGGCAGCGCGCUCCGGUUGUCUGCGAGCCCUGGAGACGCCGACCUUCUGGGAUGCCCCAUCCCGCUGUGACCACGGUGGACAGUGAUUUUGGUGUCCUGGAGGGUGGGAACGAUGCUCCCUGUUACAGCUCCAAGGCGGUCUUGUCGGCGAUUGAAUCUCUCUGCCUGAUUGCUGAGUGAUGCGUGGUCAGGACGGCUUCAUGCUGGGAAAAUCCGAAGCUAGAUUUCUAUCAAGAGCUUUUGUACCUUGGUGUGUUGUAUUUAAAUGUUAGCCCCAUCAAACUUUAUUUUCUUACUUGUUGCAAGGCAGAAGAUGGAUUUCUUACUGACCUGAAUGGUGGAUAUUGAACACCUUGAAUAAUUUUUUAUGCUAAUCUCAAUUUACUGACAAUUGUGGAUGUGACGCUGAACAUUUUCAUUGCUCAGUCUUUUGUGCCUUUUAAUAAUGGGGCAAACGCCAGUGUGGAAUUAAUCAGGUAAUUCUUGAUGUACUUUUAAUGCAAUUUAUUGCUAUCUGGGUUGGUAUAAAUUCCUGAGACGUUUGAGUCUUGUAUGUAUAAAUUCCUGAGACGUUUGAGUCUUGUAUUUUUCCUCAUUAGUAAUUUAACUAGGUGAUUUCUUUUGGAGUUGUAUGUGCUGAAAUGUUUCUGAAUUUGAUUCUUCUUGUCAAAAUAAAAAAUGUAAGUUUUUUUAAAAAAACAAAACACA
Anas platyrhynchos (mallard) is the source of this 2027-nucleotide messenger RNA. It is a transcript of the gene TSPAN15, whose product is annotated as tetraspanin 15. The record is from RefSeq and is a predicted model, not a curated record. Gene Ontology annotation, cellular component: plasma membrane. Lineage: Eukaryota; Metazoa; Chordata; Aves; Anseriformes; Anatidae.